AUGGUGGACGACAACCCCAUCGGCGUCGGCAUUAUUGGCGCGGGCCGGAUCGGGCUCGUGCACCUCGAGGCGCUGUCGUCGUGCCCCGACGCGCGGCCGGUGAUCAUCUCCAACCCGACGCUGUCCAAGGCCAAGGCAGCCGCCGAGACCUACCCCGGCAUGGCGUGGACCAGCGACGAUACGGAGGUGAUCAACCACCCCGACGUCGACGCGGUUUGGAUCUGCUCGCCGUCGCAGGCCUCGCCUGAUUCGCCCCUCCGCGCCUCCGCCGCCCCCCCGAUCGCCACCGACUUGGCCGAGACCAUCAAGGCGGCGGUCAACCUCUGCCGCGCCAAGGGCGUGAAGCUGAUGACGGCGCUGCAGCGGCGGUUCGACCCGAACUUCUCCCGCGUCAAGCGCUCGAUCGCCGAGGGCACCAUCGGCGAGACGAUCGUGGUGAAGCUCUGCUCGCGCGACCCCGCGCCGCCGCCGCUCAAGUACGUGCAGGGCGGCGGCGGCAUCUUCAAGGACAUGGCGAUCCACGACCUCGAGCUGGCCCGCUGCCCGCGUGUCUUCUGUUUGUCGGCACUGUGUUUCUCUUUUUCCCAGGCGAUCCACGACCUCGACAUGGCCCGCUUCCUGAUGGCGUCGGAGCCCGUCGCCACUCUGGAGGUAUGGGACCAGGCGCCGUACGGGUACGACCAGCGCGCCGAGGUGCUCGGCACAAAGGGCAUGAUGAUGACCGACAACAUGCACCCCUCCACCGCUCGCAUCCUCUCGGACAACCAAUCGUGGGUCGUGACAGGCCACGCCGACAUGCCGUACGACUUCUUCAUGUCGCGCUACAAGGAGGCGUACAAGCAGGAGACGCUCGCCUUCGUGCGGGCGCUGCGGCGGGACGAGCCAGCGCCGUGCUCCGGCCGCGACGGGCUGGUGGCGCUGAUCAUGGCCAUCGGGGCGGGCAUCUCUGCAGAGGAAGGGCGGUGGGUCCGGUUCGAGGAGGUGAGAUCUCCCCCAUAUCUCCCCACGCCUCCCCACACCUCCCCACACCUCCCCGUUCUCCCCAUCUCCCCACACCUCCCCACACCUCCCCACACCUCCCGGUAUCUCCCCAUAUCUCCCGUCGCUGACCGCGCGGUGCCCGCCCCUGCGCCAGGUGCUGCAGCGCGAGGGCAUCGGAGGCAUGAGGGUGUCGGAGGAGGGGGGCGAGACGGCAGGCGGCGGCGCCGGCUGGAUCAGCACCAUGCUCGGAUCGGUCACGCCGUCGGCGAGAUCUAG
This is a messenger RNA of Emiliania huxleyi CCMP1516, 1257 nucleotides long. RefSeq lists its product as hypothetical. Bases 1 to 1257 code for a protein of 418 amino acids. Lineage: Eukaryota; Haptophyta; Isochrysidales; Noelaerhabdaceae. Gene Ontology annotation, molecular function: oxidoreductase activity; nucleotide binding. The record is from RefSeq and is a predicted model, not a curated record. The transcript is spliced from 7 exons. Gene Ontology annotation, biological process: NADPH regeneration. Gene Ontology annotation, cellular component: cytoplasm.